AAUGCUUUGAAGUGUAUGCCUGAUUUUUGCACAAGUCGACAUCGAAUGCACAGCCUGCCGUAGUCACUUAAGUUACAGAGGUCAUGGUGUCAUUUUAGAGGGGGCGGUCGUGGAUAUGUCACGCCAUGUCAUAACAGAUGUGAACAACAGAAAGGAGCGCUACAAUGUAUUGUACAUCAAACCAAUCAGAAUACAUCGCAGAAAAUAUGAUUCAAAAGGAAAUGAGAUUGAACCUAACUUCAGUGAUACCAGGAAGGUCAACACAGGAUACCUGAUGUCAUCCUUCAAAGUGGAGGCUAAGGGUGAAACAGAUUGUCUAAAUGAGCGCCAGUUGAGUGACAUUGUGAAUAAGGACCAGCUGGUUAAGGUAACAGCAAAAUAUUGUCCUAGUCAGGCCUUUGCAUUCUGGAUCUCAGAAGCAGAGAUGGACAGAACAGAGCUCGAGCCAGGCCGAGAAAUCCAUCUUAAAACAAAAGGAGAUGGGCCCUUUAUUUUUUCCUUCGCCAAACUGGAUGGUGGUACUGUGACGAAGUGCAAUUUUGCAGGAGAUGAGAAUGCUGGAGCAUCGUGGACAGAGAAAAUAAUGACUAACAAAGCGGAUCAGGAAAAUACAGGGAAGAGUGGCGGUCAGGGUGAGGGAGCAGACAAUGAAGAAUGGGAUGACUGAAUGACACCCUUGAGCUUCACAGUGCAUCACAGUGCCUUAUCUGUCCUCCAAAUGUAUAUUUACGCCACAAAACAAGACCUCACAGUCAGUAUUCAUACGUUAUCACAUGAAAAUAUCAUAAAUAAACAGCAAAAGUGCCAUUUUAAAAUAAAGACUUUUAUGUAUUUUAAUUUGCUUUUAAGUAUUGUAUGUGUGUAUUAAAGAUAUAUCCUUAAAGUGAUAGUUCACCAAAAAAUGAAAGUUCUGUCAUUAA
Messenger RNA from Sinocyclocheilus anshuiensis, 920 nucleotides. RefSeq names its product arpin-like. Gene Ontology annotation, biological process: negative regulation of actin nucleation. Lineage: Eukaryota; Metazoa; Chordata; Actinopteri; Cypriniformes; Cyprinidae. The transcript is spliced from 6 exons. The coding region runs from base 116 to 667 and encodes 183 amino acids. The record is from RefSeq and is a predicted model, not a curated record.